Colletotrichum graminicola M1.001 is the source of this 636-nucleotide messenger RNA. Its product is annotated as VanZ like family protein. Bases 1 to 636 code for a protein of 211 amino acids. Lineage: Eukaryota; Fungi; Ascomycota; Sordariomycetes; Glomerellales; Glomerellaceae. The transcript is spliced from 2 exons. The record is from RefSeq and is a predicted model, not a curated record.
AUGCGGAUACGCUUGCCCUUUGCAGGUGUCUUCUUCGUCCUCCUCCUCAUCGCAGGCUACGCCGGCCUGACCUCCCUCCAACUCGGUCAAUAUGUAAACGACAAAGUCCUCCACUUCGGCACCUUCUUCCUCCUCACGAUCGUCUUUUACUGGAUCCUCGACACCAACCGCCGCCGCACCCUCAACCUCACUCUCACUGUCUGCACCUUCGUACUCGGCGUUGGCUCCGAGUUCUUGCAAGGAUUCCUGCCCAACGGCCGCGAGUUCGACUUCUACGAUAUUGUCGCCAACGUUGUCGGCUCGCUCGCCGGGUUGGGACUCUGCUCGUGGUACCACAAGCGCAUGCUCGAGCGCAAGCGCCGAGCCAAGACAUACCAGGCUGUUCCUGGCGAAGACGAUGCGGACGUGGAACUCGGUGAGGGACACGAGACGGGGGUUAUCGAGUCAAGCGGUGCGAGAGACGGUGCCGGUGGGGUUGAUGCCGGCGGAAGGUCGCUUGAGCAGGAAGUGGACAACUGGGAUGAGAACCAGGUGGACGAUUGGGAUGAGGACGAUGCUGACGGUGACAUUGGCGGAGUCAAAGGGAAGGAUAUCGACACGGGUGACAUUGGCAACUCGAAGAAGCGAGCCGACUAG